UUUUUUUUCCCUCGGCCAACUCCAAGCGAAAUCAACAAAAUGCCGCCCAAGAAGCGAAAGACUUCUGACUCGCCAGAGGACAAUGAGAAUGGCUUGACGGCGAACCAGACAACGGCAGCGCCCCCAACCGGAGAGAAGAGGAAGAGAGGCCGUCCUCGCAAGUACCCCGAAAGUGCCACCCCUAAGCCUCCGCCGGGACCUAAGCGGGGUCGUGGAAGGCCUCGUAAGGACGAGUCUGCGAAAGUGACAGCACCCAAACCGACGACACCAAAAGAAGGCAAGCGACCUGUUGGACGGCCGCGCAAAAACCCAUUACCGAAUGGAGCGGAUCAGCGUGCGACCAAGUCAACAUCUGUAGAAGAUAAGGAGGACUCAGAGGAUGAGGAUGAUGAGGGCCGGUCAUAUUGGUUGAUGAAGGCUGAGCCGGAGUCGCGGCUGGAGAAGGGUGUUGAUGUCAAGUUCUCGAUUGAUGACUUGCGCGCGGCGAGUAAGCCGGAGCCGUGGGAUGGUAUCCGCAACCCUUCCGCACGAAGACAUCUUCGGGAUAUGAAAAAGGGCGACUUGGCUUUCUUUUAUCAUUCCAACUGCAAGGUUCCUGGGAUUGUUGGCGUUAUGGAAAUUGUCCAAGAGCAUUCCCCAGAUGAAUCUGCAUUUGACCCCUCAAACCCCUAUUACGACGAGAAAUCCACCAGAGAAGACCCCAAAUGGGACAUCGUCCACGUCGAAUUCCGACAGAAGUUCCCCGCCAUGAUUACACUCAACGACCUCAAAGCCCAGUCCGCACCCGGCAAACCCCUCGAGAACAUGCAAACCCUCAAACAGACCCGGCUCAGCGUAUCGUCCGUGACGCGCGCACAAUGGAAAUUCAUCAUGAGAUUAGCCAAGGAGAAGGAAGGCGCCGGGUUACGGCAGAGUACAUCGGGAGAUGAAGAGGAGAGCGAGGAGUCGAGUGAACAAUAAACGAGGACGCAACGCAUGAAGUAUUCUGGCCGAUUCAUAUUUUGCAGCGACUCAUGGGAUGAGACUGGGUUAUUUUUCUGUUCUUGCUUUCAUUUUUUUUCAUGGACAUGGGUGUAAUCAUUUUUCUUGUACACAGUAAAUGGGGUAUUUUACGAUUUAGGGAAAUCAAUUAACAAUUCAACUCUUUGGAAAGACUCAACUCUAGCACAAGGAGGGUGCUUUCGACCGCAGAGCAGACAUUGAUGUCCUGUCUAUGCCAG
Messenger RNA from Aspergillus ruber CBS 135680, 1220 nucleotides. RefSeq names its product EVE domain-containing protein. The record is from RefSeq and is a predicted model, not a curated record. Gene Ontology annotation, biological process: regulation of DNA-templated transcription. Gene Ontology annotation, cellular component: chromatin; nucleus. Lineage: Eukaryota; Fungi; Ascomycota; Eurotiomycetes; Eurotiales; Aspergillaceae. The transcript has 6 exons. The coding region runs from base 40 to 960 and encodes 306 amino acids. Gene Ontology annotation, molecular function: DNA binding.